UGGAGACAGCAGACUUUUCUGCUGAGUUAAAAAGACAGAGAGCUGCUGAGGAAACUUGUGGAAGUAGCAGUAGAACAUGACUUAUAACCACAGUGAGAGAUUAAAACUACAAAUGGGAUUCUAGGAGGUGGCUGUGGCCAUCCAUGGCUGAUCCUUCAGUAGCACUGGCCAGUGGUCUGUCUGCUGUGCUUCUGUUUCUUUUGCUGAUUGCUCUGACUGUCUAUCUCCUGUGGAGGAAGAGACAGAGCCAGAGACAAUACCAACAACUGAUUAGCACAAACCCUUGUAUUCCUCCAUGCACUCCUGUUCUCCAGACUUCACAUGGAAGCUAUGGCUUGGCUGGAGUCCCCUUCUUUCUGCCUCCACGCUUCGAGAGUUCAUCCCACGCUGAAGUGAGUGAAGGGAGGGAGGAAGAGGAACAGUGGGAGCAUCAGCAGCACCUCCACACCCAGCGUGGCUCUCUGACUAUAGGCAGCUGGUUUCCUCUGGGCAAUCUGAGGCCUGACCUGUACCGGCUGCCUGAGGAGACCAGUGAGUGGGCAGAGCCAGGCGGAUCCAGCAUGCGUCUGUGUUUCGCUGUGCUGUAUUAUCAGGACAAAGAGCAGCUGGUGGUCUCUCUGCUCCGAGCUGCUAACCUGCCUGCCCCCUACCAGAGCAACACCACACUGGUCAAACUGCAGCUCCUGCCCCCUGACGAUCGACGUCAUCGCCAGGCCAAGGCCCGAUGCAAAGGCAGCCAGCUCCAGUUUAAUGACAGCUUUGUGUUUCAGGUGUCUAAUAGCAGUGUGGGACAGUGUACUCUGAGCAUGAGUGUGUACAGUGUAGACCGUUUGAAAAAGCACCACAUGCUGGGCCGUGUUACCUUCCCUCUCAGACCCUCUGAGCUCAGAGAGGCAGCAGGCAAAGUGCUGUGGAGGGACCUGGAGACUGAGAGCGAUCAGCCCCUCUCAAAGCAUGGCAAUAUCCAAGUGUCUCUAAACUACAACCAGUCUCUCCAGCGCCUCACUGUGGUUGUGCUUAGAGCUCGUGGACUCCAGUGUUCCAGCAACACUGGUGUCUGUGUGCAGGUCUCUUUGCAGAUACACACGCAGGUGGUGAAGAUGAAGUGGACUUCGGUAGCCCGAGGCAGUGAGCCCACCUUUAACGAGAAACUGACCUUCAGACUCCAUCCUCGGCAGCUGGACGCUACUUGUCUGAGCCUGGAGCUCCAGCAGCCAGCCACAGAAGAGCCUGCUGAGUAUAGACAAACCACUAGCGUCACAGCACCAAGGUCACUGGGAAUAGUGGUCAUUGGGCCAUUCAUGUAUGCCAGAGGCAGAGAGCUGGAGCACUGGAAUGAGAUGGUCAAUAAGUCACAGGAAUUGGUCAAGCAGUGGCAUGGGCUUGGAGCUGCAAACGCCAUUCAGAGUUUAAGCUGAACAACACAAUUCAAACACAAUGCCUGUUCAUCUUCAAACAGCUGCAUUUCAGGAGAAAGAGGACAUUAUUUUUGCAAUGAAGCUGCUUAAGCUGCUGUUUCUUUAAUGAAAGCAUCAUCUGCAUGUGAUGCACUUUAAAUGUUUCACAGAGUUUGUAGUAAGUAACCACUAUGAUUGAGCUACGUAUGGAAAAGCUGCCUUUAUUCAUGAUAAAGGCUGUGAUAAGUCUAGAAAACAUGGCUGUCUUGAUCAAACGGGGACUACCUGGACUAGCAUUCCAGAGAAAUGAAACAUGUUUGUUUGAGGGUUAUACAGGCAUUAAAUUAGAUUUGAGCAGUAAGCCUAGUGCUGCCUAAAUGUUCUGCUCCUCAAGCCUAAGCACCUGUCUAAUCCCAAUAUGAUUCUGAUGUGCAUAAUGUGGUAGAAUCACAUAGAAACUGCAUAUAUUAUUUCCUUAAUUGUGUGGUACGUUGUCAAAUCCAAAAUGAACAAAGCCUGCCGGUAAAAUCUGGCAUGUUACAAUGUAAAACAUUGCUUACAACAUGCUGCAUAAAGACAUUUCAUUACAGAGUAUUAUUAUGCGUAUCAUG
Messenger RNA from Pygocentrus nattereri (red-bellied piranha), 2008 nucleotides. It is a transcript of the gene syt15, whose product is annotated as synaptotagmin XV. The transcript is spliced from 8 exons. Gene Ontology annotation, biological process: regulation of calcium ion-dependent exocytosis; calcium-ion regulated exocytosis; regulation of dopamine secretion. Lineage: Eukaryota; Metazoa; Chordata; Actinopteri; Characiformes; Serrasalmidae. Gene Ontology annotation, molecular function: clathrin binding; phosphatidylserine binding; calcium-dependent phospholipid binding. The record is from RefSeq and is a predicted model, not a curated record. Bases 144 to 1418 code for a protein of 424 amino acids.